AUGAAAGCAUCAAAUUAUAACCAAAUGGAGUAGAUCAAAUUCAUUAAUGUUGAUGAGACUUACAAUAAUGGUACUGUAAUUGUAAGGUUCUUGAUCAAUAAGUAAGAGGUUUUACCUUAUAUGGAGUUCUAAUUGAGUGAUGAUAAUUCUGAACAAUAUUCGACGGCCCUAUAUGAUCAUAUUUAUAAUCGCGGUUUAAAAGAAUGUUGCUUCUUAUACAUGGAUGAGCCUUUAAGUUGCAUCUAGAAAAACAGAUUCAAUUUAAUCAGUUCGUUGAGUUCCGAUGUUAUCCUUAAAUUAUUAAAUUUAAGUUAUAUACCCAUAAUAAGAACCAAUAUUUCCAAGUACGAAUGUGACAAAUCUAUUCAAGAAGGAAGUCAUUCAGUUAUUUAAAAGUUGAAUCUCCAAUGGCAGGAAUGCAAAAAGAAUUCUAUGAUAACUAAAGAAUUACUUUCCAUCAUAAAGGAAUUCUAGUCCCUUUAUCGCAUAGAAAUACUCUUGAGAUCCACUUUAAAGCAAAUAAAGAGGGAAACCUAAUAAGAUUACGAUAUUCUUUACAUACCGACAGAUGAGUUAGUACGCUUAAAAUCUAAUCUAGAAAUAUCAAUAACAAAGUGCUUUCCUUAAUUAGAAGAAUUGAAUAAAAGUAAAUUAGCUUAAAUGACAUUUAUAUAUAAAUGA
This is a messenger RNA of Paramecium tetraurelia, 681 nucleotides long. RefSeq lists its product as uncharacterized. The record is from RefSeq and is a predicted model, not a curated record. The transcript is spliced from 3 exons. NCBI's taxonomy places the organism in Eukaryota, Ciliophora, Oligohymenophorea, Peniculida, Parameciidae.